Andrographis paniculata is the source of this 3839-nucleotide messenger RNA. RefSeq names its product kinesin-like protein KIN-7D, mitochondrial. Gene Ontology annotation, molecular function: ATP binding; microtubule motor activity; microtubule binding. Bases 416 to 3622 code for a protein of 1068 amino acids. The transcript has 25 exons. NCBI's taxonomy places the organism in Eukaryota, Viridiplantae, Streptophyta, Magnoliopsida, Lamiales, Acanthaceae. The record is from RefSeq and is a predicted model, not a curated record. Gene Ontology annotation, biological process: microtubule-based movement.
CAAUAAAAUAUAAAAGCCCUGCCGUCGUUCUCACUCCUCACCGGUCCAGUCCACGUCUCGUCUUUCACUCAUCGCUCCCUUCCUCCGCUCCGCUCCGCUCCCCUCCGCCCCCGCCCUGCAACUCCUCUCUUUUUGCUUUUGUCUUUGAGGAGAAGGAACCAGGUUUUCUCUCGAAGACCUCACGCAGGCAGGCGUGUUCUUCUCUUCUUGUUCGGGCGAGGUAGGGAGGCAUUAAAGGAUUUGGGAAUUGGACAAUAUUCGCCACAUUACGGAUUCGCAUCACGUGGUUUUGAAUAUUCUUACUUAUGUUGUAUUGAGUCGGAAGAUGCGUACAAAUUUUGGAGAAUUAAGAGCGUACACAUUGUAAUUGAUUGUAGGUUGGGAGUUUUAGUUAAUUUGUUGAUUUUUUGGUAAAAUGGCGGCUUCGUCUUCUAGAGGAAGGAGCAGUUCGCCGUUUGGUUAUCGGAAGCCGUCGAGUCCUUACUCAUCUACGUCGUCUUCAUCUUCGAUGAUGAAUGGUCGAUUAAUACCGCGCUCAAGCUCAAACUCUGCGUCGCCCUUCGGCAUUAGCGGCUCUAGAUCCAUGGUGCCGCACCAAAGUAGAGGUGAUUAUUCUCGAAGCCGGACGCCGGUGAGUUAUCCGUCGAUGGAAGAGCUGGCGGUUGGAGAGCCAACUGAAACUGUGUCAAAAUCGGGGGAUAGCAUUUCGGUGACGAUUAGAUUUCGACCUAUGAGUGAAAGGGAAUAUCAAAGAGGAGAUGAGAUCACAUGGUACGCAGAUGGUGAUAAAAUUGUUCGGAAUGAGUAUAAUCCAAUGACUGCAUAUGGAUUUGAUAGAGUCUUUGGGCCUAAUACAAACACUCAAGAAGUGUAUGAAGUUGCUGCACGACCUGUUGUUAAGGCUGCAAUGGAAGGAGUAAAUGGAACUGUAUUUGCUUAUGGUGUUACCAGCAGUGGAAAGACAUACACUAUGCAUGGAGAUCAAAACUCUCCAGGGGUUAUACCAUUGGCUAUAAAGGAUGUUUUCAGUAUAAUUCAAGAUACUCCAGGCCGUGAAUUCCUACUUCGUGUGUCAUAUCUUGAAAUCUACAAUGAGGUGAUUAAUGACUUGCUGGAUCCAACAGGACAGAAUUUGCGUGUGAGGGAGGAUGCACAGGGAACUUAUGUUGAGGGCAUAAAGGAAGAGGUUGUUUUGUCCCCUGGACAUGCCCUUUCAUUUAUUGCUGCCGGAGAAGAGCAUCGACACGUUGGGUCAAAUAAUUUUAACCUAUUCAGCAGCCGUAGCCAUACAAUAUUCACAUUGAUGAUUGAAAGUAGUGCACAUGGUGAUGAUUAUGAUGGUGUGAUAUUCUCACAGUUGAACUUAAUUGAUUUAGCGGGAUCUGAAAGCUCUAAAACUGAAACAACUGGUUUAAGGAGAAAGGAAGGAUCUUACAUCAAUAAAAGUCUUCUGACACUUGGAACAGUAAUAGGAAAACUUAGUGAAGGCAAGGCAUCCCAUGUUCCUUACCGAGAUUCAAAGCUUACCCGACUUCUACAGUCCUCACUAAGUGGGCGUGGUCAUGUUUCGCUUAUAUGUACAGUUACUCCUGCAUCUAGCAAUACAGAAGAAACCCACAACACCUUGAAAUUUGCCAGCAGGGCAAAACGUGUUGAAAUAUAUGCCUCCCGCAAUAGGAUCAUUGAUGAAAAAUCGUUGAUUAAGAAGUAUCAAAAAGAAAUAUCAUGUCUCAAAGAAGAGCUCAAUCAACUUAGGAGGGGAAUGCUUGUCGGUGUCAACCAUGAGGAAAUUAUGGUCUUAAAGCAGCAGUUGGAAGAAGGGCAAUUCAAAAUGCAAUCAAGAUUGGAGGAGGAAGAAGAAGCCAAGGCUGCUUUAAUGAGCAGAAUUCAAAGGCUAACCAAAUUAAUACUUGUUUCGUCUAAAAAUACAUUACCAGGAUAUAUGAAUGACACACCAUCUCGUCAACGGAUUCAUUCUGCGUCUGAGGAUGGCAAGUUGGAUGUUCUGCGGGAUAGUUCUGUAAAACUCAAUGACGAAAAUCAGAAAGAGUCUUCUCCAUCUUCUGCUUUAACCAUCACAUCUGAUGCACACGAGUUUAAACACAUAAGAUCUUUCAACAAAUGGACUGAUGAUAUAUCGCAAGCUGGCAGCACCAUGACUGAGACAACUCAUGUGGGCGAACUAAGUGGUUCUUCCAUUGUGUCAAAGCUGCCCAUGGAUGGAGUAACUAUGUCAGAUGAAAUGGACCUGCUUGUUGAGCAAGUUAAGAUGCUUGCUGGAGAGAUUGCAUUCAACUCUAGUACUCUAAAGCGGCUGGUUGAGCAGUCUGUUAAUGACCCUGAAAGUUUCAAGACGCAGAUUCAAAGCUUGGAACAUGAAAUCCAUGAAAAGAGAACUCAGAUGAGAAUAUUAGAACAGCGAAUAGUUGAGAGUGGUGAAGCUUCAGUUGCCAAUGCAUCUAUGGUUGAAAUGCAGCAGAUGGUCAUGAAAUUAACAGCACAAUGUAGUGAGAAAGGCUUUGAGCUUGAGAUUAAAACUGCGGAUAACCGUGUUCUUCAGGAUCAGCUACAGAACAAGUGUGCUGAAAACAAAGAAUUGCAAGAGAAAAUCUUCCACCUGGAGCAGCAACUAGCUUCAGUUUCCAGUGACAAGAUUCCAUCUGAAGUCCAUAUGUCCGAUGAAUAUAAGGAGUUGAGAAGAAGGAUGCAGUCAAUGGAAAUUGACAGUGAGAAAAUGAAGCUAGAACAUGUUCAAACUGUGGAGGAGAAUAGUGGUUUACGUGUACAAAACCAGAAACUAUCGGAGGAAGCUUCUUAUGCUAAAGAACUAGCUUCUGCUGCUGCUGUAGAGCUAAAAAAUUUAGCUGGUGAAGUUACCAAGUUGUCAUUACAAAAUGCCAAAUUAGAAAAAGAAUUACAGGCUGCUCGGGAGUUGAGCUCCAAAAAUUCCAGCUUUCCCGUUGGAAACAGUGGUAGUCGCAGGCACUCAGAGAUCCAGAAGGGCGGUCGUAGAAGCCGGGCUUCUAGCCGAUCAAAUGAUGAUUUUGACUCAUGGAAUUUGGAUUCAGAUGAUUUGAAAUUGGAGUUACAGGCUCGGAAACAACGGGAGGCCACUCUGGAGGCUGCGUUGGCUGAGAAAGAAAUUUUGGAGGAUGAAUACCUCAAAAAGAUUGAAGAAGCCAAGAAGAGGGAGGCUUCCUUAGAGAAUGAUCUUGCAAACAUGUGGGUGCUUGUUGCUCAGUUAAAGAAAGACGGAAAUGAGCAGAAGAUGAACAGCAGCGUCAAUGAGGAGAGGGAACACAUAAGUGCUGCUCCUGGUGAUGGUGAAAAGGACCGAGCCCUCGGAGAUCAUGCCACACCGACUUCAAACACUACCAAGGAAGAACCUCUGGUUGUUCGCUUGAAGGCUCGAAUGCAGGAGAUGAAGGAGAAAGAACUCAAGUAUAAUACUGGGAAUGGAGAUGUGAAUUCUCAUGUAUGUAAAGUGUGUUUUGAAUCCCCUACAGCUGCAAUGCUUCUUCCAUGUCGUCAUUUUAGUUUAUGCAAGUCAUGUUCGUUGGCAUGUUCAGAAUGCCCCCUCUGCCGUACAAAGAUUGAAGAUAGGAUUUUUGCCUUCACUUGACUUUGGAGACAGUUGUUAAGGUGCUGGUGCUGGUGCUGGAGUGGGCAAUCAAUCCCUUUUAUGUACCUACUGCUUGAUUGAUAAUUACAAGUUGGCCGGCAGGCAGGUUCCAUUCUUUUGAUUUACCACCAAAACUAAAGUAAUCUAAACUGUAUGUAAACAAACACUACACACUUGUACACCUACCACAUUCAUUCGCCCAUGCCUUAUUUCUAUU